AGCGGACAACAGUAAACAACAGAACAAUAGAAGAGAAUAAAUUGAUCGGAUUAAAAAAAUGAGAUGAAUUUCGGUGUCUCUUGAAUUUAAUUGUUUUAAAUGAUAUGAAAAAUAUACUUUGGUAAUUGGUUAUUGUUAUUUCUAAAAUGUAAGCUGUCGGAUGUUCAUAUUCCACCGGUAUCUCCCAUAGGUGGACGUUUUAUUUAGCCUAUCUCGAGUUUCAUAUGGUGCAUUACCCUUCUAUGCUUUUCAGUCAAAUAUUUUAUCGAUUUAAAUCAACUUUCGACGUAUUGUUACUUUUUUAAAAAAUUCGCAAAAACACAAUGGAUUUUGUAGAUUUGAUUCUAGUAUCCCAGGUGGAUAGAGUGAUUAUGCACGCAUGUCCUUAUAAACAACCUGUAGAUGGAACGAUGUGUAUCACUGGACACCAUCUAAUUUUAUCAUCUCGUAAGAAAGGCAUCGAUGAGCUCUUGCUAAUGCAUCAGAAUAUAGAUGUCGUUGAACGUAAACCGAACAACUUGAAUGGCGGUAGUUUGAUAGUAAAAUGUAAAGAUUUCCGUCUAGUGAAAUUAGAUAUUGGACAAACCGAUGAUUUGAAUAAUGCCGCCACUACCAUCGAAUCUAUCAUUUCAGUCAAUAAUAUCCUACUCAUGUAUCCAUUCUACUAUCGACCUACGAAUUCAAUUAUCGAAGAUGGCUGGACUGCUUACAGACCAGAAGCAGAGUUUACAAAACUUACAUUAGGUGAAGAGUGGAGAAUUACCCAUAUAAACCAACAUUUCGAUAUUUGUCCAACAUAUCCGUGCGUUUUAGUCGUUCCAAAAAACGUAGAUGAUGAGACUAUCGUUAUGUCGGCCAAGUUUCGCGAAGGUGGUCGUUUUCCUGUGCUCAGUUAUCGUCAUAAUGGGGGCAGCGUUUUGAUGCGUAGUAGUCAACCUCUAGUCGGUCCUUCGAAUAAAAGAUGCAAAGAAGAUGAAAGACUGUUGAAUGCUGUUUUAGGUAUUGGGAAACGAGGUUAUAUAAUCGAUACCAGGAGUCAAAAUAUUGCUCAAGUAGCCAAGAAUCGAGGAUUUGGCUACGAAGUUGAAGUUCAUUAUCCUCAAUGGAGAAGAAUACAAAAACCUGUUGAAAGGCAUCAAGCAUUGUUGGAUAGUUUAUCCAAAUUAGUCGAUGCCUGCAACGAUAAAUCUAGUUCAAUGGACAGGUGGUCCUCUCGUCUCGAGUCUUCCAAUUGGUUAACACAUAUCAGAGAUGCGUUGAAUUGUGCCUGUCUCACUGCUCAAUGUUUAGAUCAGGAGGGAUCAUCCGUAUUGGUACACGGAUCUGAAGGAACUGACAGUACGUUACUUGUAACAUCAAUUGCUCAAGUUAUCCUUAAUCCAGAUUGUCGAACGAUGAGAGGUUUUCAGGCGUUAAUUGAAAGAGAAUGGUUACAAGCCGGCCAUCCGUUCCAGCUUCGACAUACCAGAGGUUGCUUCUCUACAAAUAGCACAGGUCGAACGAAAUCUCACGGUGCCACGUUUUUAUUAUUUUUAGACUGCGUGUGGCAAAUUCAAAAUCAAUUCAUUUGUAGUUUUGAAUUCUCGCCUUCUCUCCUGAUUCUAUUAUUUGAACAUUCCGUUUCUUCAGAAUAUGGAACUUUCCUCGGUAACUGCGAAGCUGAUAGAGAAAUGUUAGAAUUACCUCGGAAAACAGUCAGCCUAUGGUCCUACGUGAAUCGUUUCGAUGUUUUAGAAAAAUUAUUGAAUCCUAUAUAUGUACCGAGUAAUAAGAUAGUAUGGCCAUCUGUAGCACCCAUGAGCUUGACGUUAUGGCGAGAUUUAUUUCUAAGAUGGGCUGUAGAUCUGACCAAAGAAAAAUCCAUUUGGAAUAAAAUCGAUACCAUUGUCAAAGACAACAAAGAGUUGAAAACGAAGGCCAUUCAAUUACGCAAACAAUUGGCCGAACUAGAAAAAGAAGCUGCUCAGAUGUACGCCUCGAAAAAAUCUAGUUCCAAGAUGGUAUGAGAACUGAGCUGUAUUUUCAAGUCAUUUAUAUUGUGCUUACUUUUCAGUGAGACAAUCCGCAUUUAAUUUUUAAUGUAUUGCUGAUAGCGAAAACGUCCAUUUUUUAAAAUCUUUUUAUUAUGUUUGUGUAUCUUCGAGAAAAUCUUGUUAUUUUUUGUUUCUUCAUGUUCCUCAAACUCAAAGUAUAAUUACUUGAAGACUUGAGCGUUCCCAAGUGGAAAAUAUUGUUUUAAGCCCACAGUUGUUUUUGUUUUACAUAUUUUUGUGUUAUUUUAACUCAUCUUUUUAAUCUAUAUUACCGGUGAAUUAGGUUUCCAAAAAAUUAUCAAUAAAUUUAUAUUCCAUGUGAUUAAA
This is a messenger RNA of Planococcus citri (citrus mealybug), 2360 nucleotides long. Its product is annotated as myotubularin-related protein 9. The transcript has 12 exons. The record is from RefSeq and is a predicted model, not a curated record. Lineage: Eukaryota; Metazoa; Arthropoda; Insecta; Hemiptera; Pseudococcidae. Gene Ontology annotation, molecular function: phosphatidylinositol-3-phosphate phosphatase activity. Gene Ontology annotation, cellular component: cytoplasm; membrane. Gene Ontology annotation, biological process: negative regulation of autophagy; phosphatidylinositol dephosphorylation. The coding region runs from base 324 to 2006 and encodes 560 amino acids.